Nicotiana tabacum (common tobacco) is the source of this 3072-nucleotide messenger RNA. RefSeq lists its product as uncharacterized. The record is from RefSeq and is a predicted model, not a curated record. NCBI's taxonomy places the organism in Eukaryota, Viridiplantae, Streptophyta, Magnoliopsida, Solanales, Solanaceae.
UUGAAAUGUUCAAAGUUUUUUUUUUUCACCUUCUUUAAAUUAGAAUAAUAGUCAGAAAAUAUAGUACUUUUAACAUUCUUGAUUGGUGAAGAAGAGAGGAUUAGAAGAAGAAAAUGGCCUCUUCUCAAGUAGAAAUUGCCUCCUCUUCUCCAUUUGGUUAUGUCCUUAAUAGAUGCAGUGCUAGAGAUUCUAAUCCUUUUCAAAAACAUUUCAAGAAUUUAGUCCAAAACCAUGCUGAUUUAUUGGUACACAAAACAAAAUGUGACAAGAAUGAGAAUAAUAGUCCAAAGAAGAGAAGUAAAGCUGCUGAAAAAUGGGAUAAAGCUAGAAAUAUGGUUUUUUCAAUGGACAAAGAGAAGAAUAAAGAAAGUUCUUUGGAUGUUCCAAAUCUUGGAGGUGUUUCUUCCCUUGUGAGGAAAUGGAAAGAUUUUGAAGCAGAGUCAAAAACCAUGAAUUUGGCUAACAAUUCUGAGAAUUCUUUAUAUGUGGAGUCCCCUCAUAAAAGAUUUGAUGAAUGUGAUGAAUCUUGCAUUGUGAAAAGUGAUUCAUUUGGUGAUUGGGAAUCCGAUAAAACGGAUAACGUUGAUUCAAAUUCUGCUCAGGGUACUAAAGAUUCUGAUAUUACAGAAAAUGAGAGGUUGAAAGUUUCAGAUAUUAUCAGGAAAUUGACAUAUACUAUUGGAGAUGAAGGUCAUGGCCGCGACCAUAAUGGUAACGUUGUUGUAAAUGGUGGAUCGUUGCCUCGAGUUAGGACAACAUUGGAUAUUUCAGAACAACAACAAAGGUGUUGUUUUUCGCCUGUUCUGAAUUCGCCUCGUUUCAUCAGAGGGCGCCAGGCGUUUAGUGAUUUGCUGUUGCAAAUGGAGCGCGAUAGACAUAGGGAAAUUCAACGUCUUGUGGAACGUAAAGCAGUUUCCAAGUUCCAACAAAGAGGCCGCAUUCAGGCUUUGCUUCGAGUUAGACUCAUACGACGUGGUGCAGAAGUUAGAGAUGGCCGAUCAGUGAAUUGCUCAGCGUCUGAAUCAAAUAGAUUGACACAUUCUGCAAUUAUGCAUCUCAGGGAAAAGUUCAAUAGAGUAGGACAACAUUAUCUUGCUAACUCAAGAAACAACUCAAGGGAAGUGGUAGAAAGCGCUCGUGAAGUUGGAAGCCUCCCUUCUACACCAAAACACCGAAGGGAACUGGCUCGUAGCAACUCUGCGAAAGUAGGAACUGGAUUGUCAACACAUCAACAGAGAGAAGAGGAUCCGUGUAAGGGGCUGGUCAAGGAGAGUUCAGGACUGCAGCCCGGUGUAGCUAAAUCAAGAAGUGUCCCUAUAACAUUAGGAGAUACAACUAAAGAGGUAGUAGAUAACAUCCUAAAAGUUGGAAACUUUUGUACAUCCAAUCAACCACGCGAGGAGAAUCAUUACCAGGAUCUAUCCAAGCAAACAAGCCCCAAAAAGAUAGAAACCAGGAUACACGUUACCAACUCAUCGAACUCCCAGAAAGAGAUGGCGUUUAGUGACACAAAUCCAGUAUUUUCUUGUAGAUCGAAUCAACAUGACAUGGACCUUAACAAUCGAGAAGUUAGCAUCAGCUUACCGAGCUAUACUUCACAAGCACAGAGCUCAGACAGUUUCCAUGAACUGCAAAUAAAGCAGCAUCUAGGAACUAGUAAUGAGUGGUCUAGUGAUAACGCUAAUCCUCAAAGCGAUUGGGAAGAGGAAACUGCGAGCCAACACCUAGUUGAAAGUGAUAGUGGUUGGGUAAGUGAUUAUUCCCAUACAGCUAAUGGAUGGGAUGAAAUACAGUCUGCUUAUCAGCAGCAAGUAGAAGUCAAUGAAGACUGGAUAAGCAAUGUCUCUCGUCCACGUAAAGAAUGGGAAGGCCUCAGGCACGAAAGAUACCAAGAGAUGCUUGAUCGAUUCUUAGACAACCAUGAUAUACAACAACUUCUUCAAAGAAAAAGUGUUUCAAAUUUUCUUACCAGUGAUUUGAGGGAGAAAAUUGAUCGAAUAAUGGCGUCUCAGUCACAACAACUACCAAAUGGCAUGAGAAUCAGCCAUGUUGAGGAUGAAGAAGUACCAACACAAGUGGAUAAAGAAGAGGAAGAGGACGUGGUAUUACGACAUAAUGCAACAGAAGAGGAUGUUGAGGUAGAAGAAGAACAAGACUCGGGUUAUGACGAUGAAGAUGAAGUAUUAAUUGAUGACAACACAUCAUCAUGGAGCCUAAAUCAAGUCAAGGAAGUAACUGAUGACUCUUAUCACUUCCCAUCUCCUUCUUCACUACAAUCUCAAUCAUCUAGUAUUUGCUCCCAACGCAUUAAACCGUGCUCUUCUUCUUCAAGAAAUUCUUCAACUGAAAUGGAACUCAUAUAUGAAUUGAGAGGACAUAUGGAGCAACUCCACCAAGAGAUUUUUGAAAUACGGAGAUCUAUGAAGAGUUGCAUGAACAUGCAAAUGAAAUUACAACGUUCGAUUAAGCAGGACGUUGCUGCUGCAAUUAGCCAGUUAGGUCAAAAAAGCAAGAGGAAUUCAGAUAACAAGGGUCCAAACAAAGGAAAUUGUUGUAUUUGCUGUGAGGAGCCUGUUGAUUCACUGCUUUACAGAUGUGGGCAUAUGUGCACCUGUUUCAAGUGUGCUCAUGAAUUGCUUAGGGGUACAGGAAAAUGUCCAAUUUGCCGAGAUCCAAUAAUGGAUAUUGUGCGUGCAUAUGCUCAUUCAUGACCUACUAGUGAACUGGAUAUUGGUCUGGAGGUCUGCCCGACAACAAUAACGAUGCCUCAAUCCAAAGUAAGUUGGAGUCAGCUACAUGUAUCUCCACUAGUCAUGUCGCUCCGUUCAAGCUCAUCGUAGUCCUAUAUUAUGUAACAAGUGCCUAGGUGAGCACGUCCAAUAUAUUAUGUAUUGUGAGGAUUAAUCAUAGAUUGGCUAGUUUACGUUGGCUAUCAACCUACUGCGCCCUCCUCAUUUAUCCGAAUUCAGGACUCAUAGUGUGAGCAAGCUCAAGGCAGAGUGUUUUAGAGCUGCCCACCACCAUUUUGUACUAGGAAAGAUGAGCAAAAGGGUGAUUUUAUUUUUCUUCUUA